CGCGCACUCGGCCCGGCUCGCGGCCGCUCUCCCGGCGCCUGCUCCCUCUCGUCGCCGCCGCGGCGCGGGUGAGGAUGGCUCGGCAGCCCCGGGGCUUUCUGCAGGAGGCCUCUCACCAAGUCGUCGCCGGAGGCUCGGCGGGUCUUGUAGAAAUUUGCCUGAUGCAUCCCCUUGAUGUAGUGAAAACAAGGUUCCAAAUUCAAAGAGGGAAAGCUGAUCCAACCAGUUACAAGAGCCUGGGGGACUGUUUUAGGACUAUUUUCCAACGAGAAGGAUUAUUUGGCUUCUACAAAGGAAUACUUCCUCCUGUCUUGGCUGAGACACCCAAAAGGGCAGUGAAGUUUUUUACCUUUGAACAAUACAAGAAGCUACUGGGAUAUGCGUCAUUGCCACCAGGACUGGCAUUUGCAGUUGCUGGCUUGGGAUCUGGGUUGACAGAGGCAGUUGUGGUUAACCCAUUUGAAGUAGUGAAAGUUACCUUACAGACCAAUCAGAACUCCUUCACAGAGCAACCAUCUAGCUUUGUUCAAGCUCAGCAGAUCAUUAAAAGCGGUGGUCUGGGCUUCCAAGGACUCAACAAAGGCCUUACUGCAACACUGGGCCGUCACGGAGUUUUUAACAUGGUUUACUUUGGAUUCUACUUCAAUGUGAAAAACAUUCUUCCAGUCAAUAACGAUCCAAAUUUGGAGUUUUUGAGGAAAUUUGGAAUUGGGCUAGUCUCAGGAACAAUAGCCUCAAUUAUUAACAUUCCUUUUGAUGUUGCAAAAAGUAGGAUUCAAGGACCACAGCCAGUUCCUGGAGAGAUCAAGUACAGAACCUGUUUUAAAACUAUGGCAACAGUCUAUAAAGAGGAAGGAUUUCUGGCUCUGUACAAAGGCUUGCUUCCCAAGAUCAUGAGGCUCGGUCCAGGUGGCGCAGUGAUGCUUUUGGUUUAUGAAUACGUUUAUGCAUGGCUUCAGGACACAGUUAAUCACAAGUAGCACUUUUGAAAAAUGUACUCUUUAAAAUUAUAUGCAUUCUAAAAUACACUAUAAUAAAGGAAAAGUGAUUCUUAUC
Messenger RNA from Lonchura striata (white-rumped munia), 1056 nucleotides. It is a transcript of the gene SLC25A21, whose product is annotated as solute carrier family 25 member 21. The record is from RefSeq and is a predicted model, not a curated record. Gene Ontology annotation, biological process: transmembrane transport. Lineage: Eukaryota; Metazoa; Chordata; Aves; Passeriformes; Estrildidae.